Molecule: messenger RNA, 2417 nt
Organism: Paramuricea clavata
Lineage: Eukaryota; Metazoa; Cnidaria; Anthozoa; Malacalcyonacea; Plexauridae
Source: the annotation of a GenBank genome assembly
CCUUAACAAACAUACCUGAAAAUGUUAUUCCAGGACUGCAAAUGUGAUUCCUGCUUGGAAGACCUAAAAUAGGGGCAUGUCGUUUGUCGUUAUCACUGCCCCCAUUAAGUUUCCCUCUAAAUCUCUGUCCGUGAAAAUCUUUAUUGUUCACUUUGAAAGGAGAUGCCCCCAAAAUUAAAAAUAAUUCACCCUUGUCAUUUUAGGCUAGGAGUAAAGGUCAAACUUUAGAAGGUGCAAAUGAUCCACUCACAGCAGGUGACAUGGAAUCCCAUAAGGCCAUAGUACAUGGAUUUCACCAUCUAUUUCCAUCAGUAACUGUGGUAUCUGAAGAACAUGACCACAGUGAUACACAAAACCAACCUGUUGAUAUUGACAUGUUGGACAUUACGAAAAUUGGUGAUGAUCUGCAUAACAAGGAGGAUGAACAGGUCUCAGUAGAUGAUAUUUUAGUCUGGGUUGAUCCACUGGAUGCAACACAAGAAUACACUGAAAAUUUAAUAAAAUAUGUUACAACAAUGGUCUGCAUUGUUGUCAAAGGUAUGCCAUAUGGCACAAUUUUCAUUAAUUACCUUUGAAUUAAAUAAUAUUUAGCUACUGUAAUGGCAAGUAUGACUCACAAUCUACUCUGCCGCAAUAUAUCUUCACCAGCUAACAUGCACUUGGGGAAAUCAUGAAAAAUGAGAGAAAUAAAUCUUGGGGCAUUCUUAGAAUUUGCACCAAGAUCAUUUACACCAAACUGCAAUUUAAAUAAAUUUGUUGAAUUAUUUAGUUCUUACAGUCCUCUUUCUUGUACGUGGUAAAUAAUAUCACAUUACAAAAUAUUGUCACAACAACAUAAAAUCACAUUACUCAGCAUGUGAUCGACAUUGUGCCUUUAACCACACCCCAUCUGGAUGGCUAUGUCUUUUGUUUAGUCAUUAGGGAGUUCCACUAUUAAUUCCCUUUUUCUCGGCCCAUAACAAUCAUUACCACUUUAUUGAAUAUUAUUGUUUGCAACUGAAAGUUGUAUAGUCACCGCAAGAAAGUGGUUUACUCUCGUAUAAAACAAAUGCCCAUGUUUGUCAUGGGCAUUUGACAAGUUUUAGUCUUAUCAAGCAAUCAUUUUAGCCUGAUGGGGCCAGUUGUUCAAAGCUGUAUUAGCUCUAACCCUGGGUUAAAUUUUAACCUGCUGUUUUGGCUGCGUAUUUCUGCACGUGUGUUUAUUUCAAAACGUCCAGAAAAUAAAACUUCCGUUGAUUUCUAGAAAAGUAUUUCCACGUUUAUAAACAAGUUGUUGGGGAAAUUUUAUUAACCCAGGAUUAAGCUAACUGGCUUUUGAACAACCGACCCAUUGUGCUUUGGGACGUCGCUACCGGGGGGAGGUGUAACACCCCAAUAAUUCAAACGUUGGUCAAAAUAGAACUGUUAUUUGCUCAAAGUUGGUCAAAAUGGAACUGAUAUUUGCUUAAAAUUUAAGGUCAAAGUCGGUAAAUUGUGGUGAAAAAUUGGCAAGCCUUGCUUAUUUUGGUCGAAAAUUUUUUAAAUAUGCUUAUAUUAGUCCGGAAAACAUUUUUACGACUUGGUCAAAAUUUUAUUAAAUGUUGGUCAAAACAUGACGACCCCAAUGUUGAGGCCUUAGCGACGUCCCUGUGCUUGGCUCAGCUAAUUGAAGUAUUCAAAUGCUCGUUGUCUUCCAGGUGUUCCAGUGGCUGGUGUUAUUCAUCAACCUUUUUUAAAGAAAACAUUUUGGGCUUGGACUAAUCAUGGUCACUCGAAAGAUCUUUCAAAACCAGUAGUAAAUGAAGCUUCAUUAAGAAGGCCAAGAAUUAUUGUAUCAAGAUCUCAUGCUGGCUCUGUGAACGUGACAGCUAAGUCCGCUUUUGGUGAAGAUGUCACAAUUAUCCCAGCUGGUGGUGCUGGAUUUAAAGUUUUAUCUUUAUUCAAUGACAUUGCUGAUGCUUAUGUUCACAAAACAUUGAUUAAGAGAUGGGAUAUUUGUGCAGGAGACGCCAUACUUCGCUCGUUUGGAGGUAAAAUGACCACACUUCAUGGUACUGAAAUAACGUAUGGUGAACAGUUUGUUGUGAAGAAUAGCGGUGGUCUUCUAGCAACUUUGAAUAAUCAUGAACAUUUUCUUCACAAGCUCUCAGCAUUAGCAACAUCAAGUCCAGUUAAGAAAACUUGAAUACUACAUGGACAACAUCAUUUUUUUGCGAUUUCUCCGUUCCAUUUGCUUGCCUGUCAUGAUAGUAGAAAUGGAUGAACGAAAAGUAGAGAAAGCUUAAGAAUACUGCAGGAACCGAGGAACAACAUUUUACUUUACGGUUCUUUGUGUUCAACCACUUGCUUACCUAUCAUACAGUCUAGAAAUGGGUAGGAAGUCAUUUUUGUUAAAGUAUGCAAAUGGUAGUUGAACUGGUAAAAUAUAUUAAGUAAGG